This is a messenger RNA of Girardinichthys multiradiatus, 3757 nucleotides long. It is a transcript of the gene brox, whose product is annotated as BRO1 domain and CAAX motif containing. Bases 163 to 1395 code for a protein of 410 amino acids. NCBI's taxonomy places the organism in Eukaryota, Metazoa, Chordata, Actinopteri, Cyprinodontiformes, Goodeidae. The record is from RefSeq and is a predicted model, not a curated record. The transcript is spliced from 13 exons.
UAGACACAAUCCAUGACUGGGACAAUCACACAGGUCUUUUGUGAUUUGAAGUAUGUUUGGCCAGACAUCUAAAAUGUUUCAUCGGGGUGCUAUCACGGUGAGAUGUAACCACGGCAUCAUAAAAGUGACCCUUCCCUCUGUAGGUGUGACCCUGUCCACAUAAUGGCCCAUUGGUUUCACAGAAACCCGCUGAAGGCAACAGCGCCGGUGUCCUUUAACUUCUACGGUGUGGCAGGGAGCCCGGCUGCCAACAAGAUAUGCAAUGACCUGAGGACAACCAGAGUGAGGCUGCUGGAGAUGUUCACUGACUCCACCUGCACCCCAGAGAUCAUGAAGAAUGCCUCGGAUGCAUACUUCUCCCUGCUGCAAGGCUUUAUCAUGUCCCUGGAUGGAACUACACAGGAGAACAAAAUGAGAUUCAUCCAGAAUUUUAAGUGGACUGACACCUUACAAGGAAACAUCCCCAGUGCCCAACAGGAUGCUGUCUUUGAACUGGUCUCUAUGGCCUUCAAUGUAGCCAUCUGGUACACCAAGUUUGCCUCGAAACUAGCUGGGAAGGAAAACAUAACGGAGCCUGAAGCCAAGGAUGUUCACAAGAGCCUGAAGGUUGCUGCUGGAAUAUUCAAAACUCUCAAGGAGGUCCACAUUCCUCGCCUCAUCACCCCGGCUGAAAAGGGCAGAGAUCUGGAGCCCAGAGUGAUGGAUGCGUAUAUCAUCCAGUGCCAAGCCGAAGCACAAGAAGUGACGAUUGCCAGAGCCAUCGAACUGAAGCACAAUGCCUCACUGAUUGCAGCUUUGGCCUAUGAGACGGCGAACUUCUAUCAAAAAGCUGACCACACGCUCAACACUUUGGAUCCAGAGUACAGCAGCAAGUGGAGGAAGUAUCUGCAGCUGAAGCAGCACUUCUACAUGGCUUAUGCGUUCUGCUACCAUGGCCAGACACUGCUGGCCAGUGAUAAAUGUGGAGAGGCUAUCAGAUCGCUGCAGGAGGCAGAAAAAUGUUACUCCCGUGCAGAGGCGCUGUGUAAAGAGUAUCGUCAGACCAAAGGCCCGGGCUCCACAGCCAAGCCGUCAGAGCAGCUGUUCUUCCUCAAGCUGGGCGCGCUCAUUAAAACCACGCUGGAGAAGUGCCAGAGGGAGAACGGCUUCAUAUACUUCCAUAAGGUCCCUGCAGAGCCUCCCCAGCUGGAGCUGAAGGCCAGCUAUGGUCUGGCUGAGCCGGUCCCCUUCGAGCUGCCUCCUCUCAGUGAGCAGUGCACUCCUGAGGUGUACGCCACCUUCGACCUGACCAAGGGAGCCAAAAAUGACAAGGCCAAACCCAAGGAUGAGGAGGUGAAGCCGGUGAAGGAGCCUGAUUUGAAGCCCCAGAAGGACACAGGCUGUGUCAUCUCCUAAAGACUCCAUCCAGAAAGCCUCAUGCUGAAGUAUCGUUGUUCAUAAAGACAGCAUCCGUUUAUCUUCCUCCAUAGGAAACGUAUUUUUUCCACUAUUAAUCCAUGGUGUUUUACAUUUAUGCUGAAACAUGUACAUUAUGUUUGGAUAUGAUCCACUACCAUAACAAUCUAGAGGUCUGCCUCAUGGAAAAUCUGCGACCGAUGGUAUACUAGGCAGGCCCAGAAGCUACUCCCGCCUCCGUUCUUCAACCUGCAAAAGAUGGCAAGUUGAAGAUUAGGUGCAAAAAAGGGCCAUGUCAUUAGAUUUUUAUCUGGAGUUGAAUUGGAGAUGUGCAGUGAGUUUGUUGCUUUCUAAUGGCGUAUUUUCGGAUUAAAACAACUGUUACCAGACGCAGUUUUUCCCCAAACUGCAGCGACACUCCCUGGGCUUCACAGUGUCCACAACAGUAAAUUCUGUAAACCACAUAAAUACCAGACCGAUGAGUUAAAACAGUCACAUGGUCCUAGCUAGCAAAGACCUGUGAGCUGCGUUGAAUUAAGAGAAACAAGGCUCAUGGGUUCUGUUCAGUAACAAUGCGACAUGCUGAAAGAAUCCAGAAUUUCAAUCUUAAGAGAAGCACUUGUCGCAGUCCAAACAGCUAUAAAAUAUGUGUUUGGAACAUUUAGCACCACAAAUGUAGCUUAUCCUGAAUGAGUAAAUGCAUUCGUACAAUCCUUCAAAGUACUACCUGAAUACAGUCAGAUUAUCAGAGCUAUAACAUCAUACGAUCAUAUCUAAUCAUAGGAGAUCCAACAGACACUGGACUAGGUGUGGGGAUGAUGAACUGUCUUUGUUUUAGCUGUAGUAAUUUACAAUCUAUUUGAUUUAGAUCACAUAUGUGUCAUAGUUCCUUUUGUAUGUGACACAAAGUGGCUUUUCUCUACAUGUACCUUUCCUUUAAGAACAGAUUAUUAUUGCUAGAUAUAGCUAAACUUUACAUUGUGGCCACACGACUCUGACACAAAUGGCUAUUUAAGAUUAUUGAUUGGUGUUGGUUCUGUAACAUUUUAAGAGACAACCUGAAGCACUCAGACAGCAUAAGGUGCCGGUCGGCUCAAGUCCAAUGGUUCUGGUGGUGUUGAUUGUAAUGAUUAGGAAUCAGUCUGUAAUUACUGCAUACAAUGCUAACCCUGGAAGCUCAGUAGGUGUCGAUAGUUGACACCCUGUGCUGUGCGUACUGAGCUUGUAUUGGCCGAUUACUGAUGUCAAGGCACAACAAGGUUCCUACGGUUUAGUCCUUGUGAUGAGAUGCAAAAGAAUAUCCGGAGAUUUCUACAGCUGUUCGGUGCAUAGAGUGAUCCAGCAUUCUCCCUACCCCACCUGUUGAUAUGCACUGCUGGUCAGCUGGCUAAAAGGAUGCUGGUAGAAUUUAACCACGCUGAGAAAAACAACAAAUCUGGCUGCUGCUUUUUUUUUUUUUUUUCUGCUCGUGAAAAGCAUGGACAGACGAACUAAAGGAGCACCACUAUUCUGUAAAGCUACAGCUAGCAAGCUACCACCAGCGUGUCCUGUUUGACAGACCAGAUCAGCAACCAGGUCUGUUUCCUGCAAUAAGCAAACUACUACUAAAUUAUUUGGGUGUCUAUUCAAUAUUCUAUAUUUUUCCUUAUGUCUCAUGUAUUAAAAUACUAUUAAAUGUUGCAGGUAACAUUAAUAAAACUGAAUGCAGAAAUUAUUUAGAAGCAGGAGAAAAUGUUUUGCUUUAUAUCAAAUCAGUGAUCAUGUCAUUUUUGUUUGAAAUUGUACGUUUGUAAAUGUAAGUAUGAGUAAGCAUGAAAACGGUAUAUUUUAGUCACGCUGGUCAUGCAGUGAGGUUCUUUUAUUCCAGCCCAUGCCUAGUAUUGAAGGGCCCUUAAAGACAGAGCGAAAGAUGCUUUAAGAUUCAACUUCUAUCUGCCUCUCUAGUAGUUUUAGAUCAUCCUGAAGGGCCACUUGAUAGGACUCGCUCCAGCUGUUUGAUAUCUGCCACUUUGACAAUUAAAUCUGAUGAAAUUAAUUCUGAACUGCUGGAAACCUGUAUAGACUGUAUCAUUUUGCUUACAUGCACUAAUUUAACCCACUUGUAUAUAUUUGCUUGCCUAAAUUAACAUCUCUUUCUUUUUAAAGUGGAGCUGGUUUAGACAGAUGUGAAGUUCAUUGCGCUUGGAGCACUUGAUUUGUUUUUUGAGGCACUGCAGGAGCGGGCCCAGUGCUAACCGUGCGCAGCCGUUCUUCAUGGGGGUGCUACGCCAUCGCUGCAGUGUCGACUCCUUCUUCGUUCUCUGAUGUGGUGUCCUUCAUGUAACAUGUAACUCAUAUGGUAUUAAAUAAGUCUAAAAACUCC